Trichoderma harzianum CBS 226.95 is the source of this 1236-nucleotide messenger RNA. RefSeq lists its product as hypothetical. Gene Ontology annotation, molecular function: catalytic activity. Lineage: Eukaryota; Fungi; Ascomycota; Sordariomycetes; Hypocreales; Hypocreaceae. The transcript is spliced from 3 exons. The coding region runs from base 1 to 1236 and encodes 411 amino acids. The record is from RefSeq and is a predicted model, not a curated record.
AUGGCCAUCCGUGUGGGAACAGCCUCGCCCAAUACCCAGGCCACAACCCCCCUCACCCUCGCCCACCUCCACGACAUCGUCUCCCGCGCCGCCGCCCAGCGCAUCGACAUCCUCGUCCUGCCAGAAGCCUUCAUCGGCGGCUACCCGCGCGGCACAUCCUUUGGCUGCGUCGUCGGCAGUCGAACCGCCGAGGGCCGGGAAUCCUUCGCCCAAUACUUUGACAAGGCAAUCGAUCUCGGCGACACCGUUGGCGAUGGAAGUGCCGGCGCGGGCGUGAAGUGGGUGAGGAGGGAGUUGCCUGGCUAUGAGCUCGGCGGGAGCGGUCGAGGUGAUGGCUCGCGAGAGGAAUUGGAAAGGAUUGCGCGCGAUACGGGUGUCUUUUUUGUGACAGGGUGCAUUGAGAAGGCGGGUGGCAGCUUGUAUUGUGCGGCGGUUUAUGUGUGUCCGAAGGAGGGCAUCAUAGGCAAGCGUCGCAAGGUGAUGCCGACGGGCACCGAGCGUCUCAUGUGGGCCCAGGGCCAUCCAUCAACUCUCCGCGCCGUCACGACCUUCAUCCGCGGCCAACGCAUCAACCUCGCCGCCGCAAUCUGCUGGGAAAACUACAUGCCCCUCCUCCGCCAGAGUCUCUACGCCCAAAACAUCAACCUCUACCUCGCCCCCACCGCCGACGGCCGCGAAGGCUGGCUCAGCCUCAUGCGCACAAUCGGCAUCGAGGGCCGCUGCUUCGUCGUCAGCAGCAACAUGUGCGUCCGGGGCGAGCCGGACUCCGCCGACGCGGGAGACCGGGAUGUCGUCCCGGUGACCGGGGGCUCGAGGCGGAGCGGCCGGAAGAGCAGCUCCGCCGUCGUUGCGGACGAUGGCUUCGAGUUUGCGGUGCCGCCGCCCAAAGUGAGGCACGGACGAAGGAAGAGCGUGUUUGACGAGGAUGGCAACGAGAUUGUUCUGUCUUUACAAGAAGACGAACCAGUUCAGCAACAAAACCAAACUACUCAGCCCGCAGCCGCUCCCAAAGCUCCGCACUUCCUCUCUCGCGGAGGCUCUUCCAUCGUCUCUCCCUUUGGCGAUGUCCUUGCUGGUCCGCAGUGGGAAGACGAAGAUGGCAUCAUUUUCGCCGACAUUGACCUGCGUGACUGCAUCCGCGGCAGACUCGAUCUGGAUGCGGCGGGAAGCUACUCAAGAAAUGACGCAUUCAAGCUGACGGUUGACGGAUUGGAUUUGGAUCCUCUGCCGUAUUGA